Scheffersomyces coipomensis is the source of this 969-nucleotide messenger RNA. RefSeq names its product cyclophilin type peptidyl-prolyl cis-trans isomerase. Gene Ontology annotation, molecular function: peptidyl-prolyl cis-trans isomerase activity. Gene Ontology annotation, cellular component: intracellular membrane-bounded organelle. The record is from RefSeq and is a predicted model, not a curated record. Lineage: Eukaryota; Fungi; Ascomycota; Pichiomycetes; Serinales; Debaryomycetaceae. The coding region runs from base 109 to 636 and encodes 175 amino acids. The transcript is spliced from 5 exons. Gene Ontology annotation, biological process: protein peptidyl-prolyl isomerization.
AUAUGAUCAAAGUCCGCUUCAAUAAAUUGGUUGGGUAAAUUUUCUUUUUUGGUGACUGACAGAUUUUUUUUUUGUGUGGGGACAGACAACAUCUGAGAUUGAGUUUAUAUGGUGGAUAUGGAUAUGAUGACGACAAUUGUAUUCUUAGAUAUUAAAAUUGAUGAUGAGAUUCAACCUCGUAUAAAGAUUGAAUUAUUCACCAAAGAUCUUCCCAAGACGACGGAGAAUUUCAGACAAUUCUGUACUGGUGAAUAUCAAGACCAUGGUAAACCAAUAGGAUAUAAGAAUAGUCCCAUUCAUCGAAUCAUAUCAGGAUUCAUGAUUCAAGGUGGAGAUUUCAUUCGAGGGAAUGGAUUAGGAUCGAAAUGUAUAUUUGGAUCGGAUACGUUUCCCGAUGAAGGAUUCCCCUAUGAUCAUAAGAAAUAUAGUCUAUCUAUGGCUAAUUCAGGUCCUAAUUCAAAUGGAUGUCAAUUUUUCAUAGUUACUGAUGAUGCUCCACAUUUAGAUGGGAAACAUGUUGUAUUUGGGAAAGUUAUAGCUGGAUUUGAAACGAUUGAUAAAUUAGAUAAAGUGAAAGUUGAUCAAAAUGAUAAACCAAAAUCGACUAUAAUUAUAAGUGAAUGUGGAGAGAUGUGAUAUACAAGUGGUAGUACUUAGAGAAUUACGAAAAGGAAACGAUAUAUACGAAGAUGAUAGAUAUAUAGUUUUUAGUUACUAUUAUUAGAAAAAGGUUACAGUUUUAGAUCAAACAUAUAAAUGAAACCCGGGGUAUGCAUCGGCAUUCAAUAUACUCAAUAUCACAUGAAUGAAUCAUACUUAAAACUGAUAUAGUUAGAAUGAUCUGAACACAAUUAUAUCCUAAUUAUACAACAAUUAUAUAAGAAACAGGUUAAAUUAUAUUCAAUUAUAACCAAUUAUACAAUGGUUAUAAUCAAAUUAUAAUUAAGUAUAAUCAGAAAACAUCAAAUA